AUGUCAGAUACCUUCGUGUUAAGUGGGAUUAUCGAAGGCGGGCCAGAUGCGGAGUUUGGGGAUGAGAACCGCAAGAAGCUGUUGAAUGAGCUUGCUGAGCUGAGUACGCGGUAUUCAGAUGCCCCAAGCACAACAUGGGCAUUUCUUUGGGUUUGCCAUAUCGACAAACUUCAGGAUAUUAUCAAUGAAUUGAAGCGCGGCGAUCCUUCUAGCCCAAAGUAUAUGACUAUCAGGUCUUUCUUUUCCCCGUUUCUAUGGGAAAAUGUUGUGUCAAAGUGGCUUUCUAAAUCUACAACAUCAUUACCGUCCUCCUACAACACAACUCCAUUGACUGGCAGCGAGCAAAAGGGAUGCAAGCGGAAUCAAGGCGGCAGUCCUUUCCAAAGUUCAUCGCCCUCAGAGCGCCGAUGCCCUGCCGCCCCUAUUGCCGCUGUUUCCCCCACUGUCACACCCACUGGUACACCCGCUGUUGCCCCCAGCACGCCUCGCACGCCUCGCACGCCCGGAACACCAGGUUCUCAAUCCAAACGAAAUCGAAAACUAGCGGAAAAAGAGGAAACAGGAACUGAGUCCAUUACAAAUAUCUUAACCAUGAGGGAGGAUGUGCAUAGUGCAUUUGACAAAGCCUUGUUUGCUCUGAAACCUGUCAGUGUAUCAACUGAUGGUUUGUCUAUGUGCCUACAAUUUUUCUGGCUAGAGCGGCGGAAGCAGCCACUAGACUUUGUCUCUCUACUCGAGAAACCUUGUUUGCCAGCAGACAAGCCUGAAGGCCAGGAUGGCUUUAAGUUUUUCCACCAUCGCACUAACAAGCCCAUCAACUCCGGUGAUUAUAUUGUUCUGAAAACAGACAAUCCAACUGUUUAUCCUCUUCCUAGUCUUCCAUUGCUUAAAAUGCAGUGGCAUCUUAACAGAAUUGCCGCAAUGUGUGCUGGUGCUGAGCCUAAGGAUCCCAGCGAUGACGAUGACAGCGACGAUGAUAUGGCAGUUUAUGACUUGCAUGAGCGCAGUUUCGGUUUGGGUGAGGACAGUCAGUACUUAUCUGCUACUGUACACUAA
This is a messenger RNA of Aspergillus tanneri, 1056 nucleotides long. RefSeq lists its product as uncharacterized. The transcript is spliced from 3 exons. The coding region runs from base 1 to 1056 and encodes 351 amino acids. The record is from RefSeq and is a predicted model, not a curated record. NCBI's taxonomy places the organism in Eukaryota, Fungi, Ascomycota, Eurotiomycetes, Eurotiales, Aspergillaceae.